Messenger RNA from Rhea pennata, 1967 nucleotides. RefSeq names its product cortexin domain containing 1 (gene CTXND1). The record is from RefSeq and is a predicted model, not a curated record. The transcript is spliced from 3 exons. NCBI's taxonomy places the organism in Eukaryota, Metazoa, Chordata, Aves, Rheiformes, Rheidae. The coding region runs from base 446 to 625 and encodes 59 amino acids.
ACCCAGGGGAUUGCUUACUUAGCAUACACUAGAGGCAAUGGAUAGGGUGAGCAGUCACCGCAGCCAGAAAACCCCAGUACAGAGCAAAUGCAAUUACCCUCCACAUGCAGACACUUUGGAGCUGAAUUGUGCUGAACAGAGAACCCCUUCGGCUGGCAGAACCAUGUGUGGCUGGGAGGAACAGCCACUUUCGCGCCGCUGAAAAAGCAAUGCAAAUGUGCUGGUGACAACAGAACGGCUUCCAGGUCCGGGCACCUGGGCCAAGCACCGUCUCCACGUGGGUGCAGCCUCACAGACUAACGCGGCUUUCUAAGUAUGCCUACAAGAAGGAUUUCAACUCCACAAUGCUGGCGUGCCCGCAUGUGACGGGCUUCCUGCCCCGAGCUGGAAGGUGGAUGAUGAUGUUAGGAGUAAACAUAAAGCCAGACAAGAAGCAGCGUAAGCAAUGGAGGGACCGACCCCAGAGCCUGUGUACGUUGACGUGGACAAGGGACUGACGUUAGCGUGUUUUGUCUUCCUCUGCCUUUUUCUGAUUGUGAUGAUUAUUCGCUGCGCAAAAGUCAUCAUGGACCCUUACAGUGCCAUCCCCACAUCCACAUGGGAGGAGCAGCAUCUUGAUGACUGAAAGGACUUCACUAGACACAGUCAUAAGAUGCCACAAUCUAAGAGGCCUUUUCCCACCUGGAAGGCUAGCAUACACCAAACAGCCAUUUUCAGAUAUACAGGGCAACAGCAAUAUCCCUAAGAGCAUGUAAUUCAAAUGAUUCUUGCUCAACAGAUCAGGAUAACAGGAGGCCAUUCUGGAAGCACAGCUUAAUACUAUGCAGCAACCCUUAUUUUAAGGGAAAACAGUUAUAAUUUUAAAUCAAGUAGCACAAGAGACUGUAGGCUCUUCCUAAUAUAACUCUUGGUUUAGCACAGUUUGUCCUCCCCUCAGUAUUUCCCAGAAAUCCAGGGUAACUACCAGAAACUGGAAAAGCAACAGGAGCUUUUUUUCCUUCCUGGAAAUAGAUUGCUUCAGAUAUCCUCCUCAGUCAUUAUAUUUGUGUUUCCAAAAGGUCCCAGUUUUAGAAUUUUUUAGUCUUAGAGCACCACAGAGUAGAAGCACUAAAGCAUCUCAUCUCAAACCUGAGUUUGAGUCGGGGAUACAGGAGCAAGGUUAUUUCCGACUACCUUGCCUCUGUACACACGACUGCAGUGUAGUGGGGAGUGUAUUUCCAACAGUCACGAUACAGAAGCACUCAGAGUUCCCAGUGGAGCCACGGGCUGUUGUUAACCCUGCAGCACCACCUUGCUCUAUCCUGCUUGUGGAAAUUCUAGACAUUUUACCACGUGCCGUGGGUCUGUGGAUUAGCUAGCUGUGUCAGACCACUUGCAGCAAUUUUGCUGGCCACCAGAAGUCCAUGGAACAGAACUGGGGCACCACAGGGUUCACCUACAUAGAAGUUGCCCUGACUUUCAAAGAGCAAUUCCACUGGUAAGUCCAUCCAGCUCUAGUUUCAGGUGCGCUUCAGUGGAUCACACAUGAGUACAAUAACAAAGAGAAUAGGCAAAGACAUUGUUCCUGACUUUUAUCACUCAGAAGUAGGUUUUGUCAGCUCUUAAAUCUGACAGGAUCUUUAGCUUAACAGUUUGAGUAACAUGCAGUAAUAUGCAUUCUACCUCGGAGACAUUCAGCACCUUUAAAAGAUUUUUUUCCACAGAUUUGUAAAGUGAAUAUCUGUCCAUUUCCUUUCCUCAAUUCAUUAAGGCAGCCAUAAUGGGAAAAAGAUAGGCGAGAACAAGGGAGCUUCGGAAAUUUGUUUUAUACCUUUUGAGGAGUGCAGACUGAGGAAUUCCCAUUUCCUCCAUUCUUUAAAUUCUAAGGUCUGCCCACAGCUGCUUUCUUUAGUGACUACAGAUUUAGCUUAAGGCAUUAUAAGGAGCUGCUGAAGCAAUAAGGAGUCGAUCCUGCAACCAUCAAAAGC